GUCAGAUUUGUUUCCUCGGGUAGCUGCUGGUAGCGUAACGGCAAAAGAUGCCCUGAGACCUCUUGUUCAGGCAGGAAAAGAAAGAACCACCAUACCAAGUGGAAGGAAAUCUGAAACUGCUCUUUCGACAAGAAAGUGUUGGCUUUCUGCCUCUUUCACAUGUUUUUCUUUUGCAUCAUAAUGGAAGGAGCAGGAUUUUUUGAAUCAUUGAGGCCAAAUUUGGGUAUCACUGGCUGAAGAUAAGAUGAAAGAAGACUUGAAAAUAUGUCAGUACUCUGUGACUAUUAAUUCAGAUGCACUUUUCACAAAGAGAAGAAUAGCGGUUAAAAGCACUGCAGUUUCAUCAAAAGGAUCUAAUGGAGGAUCUCUGUUGAUUUUUUCUAUUAUUGUUUUCCUUCUUGCCCUUCCAUGAAUCCCAAAAGAGAAAGAUGGAAAGAAUGUAUAUGGAAAUUGAGAUAAAGCAAAAACUGAAGACAAUAACGUCAGUUUUGGAGUCUCUUUUCCAAGUGCUGUAAAUUCCCUAUUUUAUCAAAUCUAACACACUGUUUUGAAUAAAUUAUAUCUUUUUUUUGAUCAGUGGAGUUUUUGUCAGUUCUAAAAGUGGAAUCUAACCUGAUUGAAAUCUUUUUAAAAAAGCAAACCUAUGACUCUGAUUCCUUUUAUCAGAUGAAGUUUUUCAAGUUAUCAAGAGAUAAUGUUUCACUCUAUAUCCUGUGCAUUGUUGACCUGUGUUUUAUAUGCAUAUCUUAGAGAUUUUAUUUUUAACCUGAUUUUAGUGUUUAUGUUGUGUUGUGUUUAAGAAAAGUGUGAACAGACAAGGCAUCUGAGAUUUAAGUUUUCAAGAGCCUUGUCAUUUCAAUGUUGUAUCUCAGAUUGCAAGUAGUCUCAGCCUCUGUUAUAAUGCACAGUAUACACUAAAUCUUUUCUCCUAAAAAUAUGCCUUAAGAUAAUAGAUUUUUUUACUAACUGGAUGAAUUUUUUAUAUCUGGACAUUGUGUUUUGUAAGGAAAUGCAUGUCUGGGAAAGAGGAGCUGCCUAAUGGAUCAUGGCUCUGAUGUUCACAGGGCAUACUUUAUUUCUAGCAUUGAUGAUGUUUGAUGUCUUUGCUUUUGAAGAAUCUGUAAGCAAUUACUCUGAUUGGGUGACUUUCAUAGAAAAUGUAGAUCAAUAUGAAAAACAGCAACUUGAAGGCCUUAGUGCUGAGCAGAAACUGAAAAAAACAGUCCUUCAUCCAAGUUUGUAUUUUGAUGCUCAAGAUGUUCAAGCACUGAGGCAGAAGGCUCACACAAGCCAUUUGCAUCUCUUUAGAGUCAUCAGAAGUGCCGUGAUGGUUAUGCUUUCCAACCCUUUAUACUAUCUACCUCCACCCAAGUACGCUGAUUUUGCUGCAAAGUGGAAUGAGAUUUAUGGUAACAAUCUGCCACCUCUAGCAUUUUAUUGUCUGCUGUGCCCCGAAGAUAAAGCUGCAUUUGAUUUUGCCAUAGAAUAUAUGGAUAGAAUGGCUGGCUACAAAAACUGGUUGGUUGAGAAUGCACCUGGGGAUGAAGUACCACUUGGUCAUUCCCUAACAGGAUUUGCCACUGCUUUUGAUUUCUUGUAUAAUUCACUGGAAAAUGAGAGAAGGCAAAAAUAUCUGGAGAAGAUAUGGUCUGUAAGCGAGGAAAUGUAUGAGUACUCCAAGGUUCGUUCCUGGGGAAAGCAACUUCUCCAUAAUCACCAGGCAACCAAUAUGCUUGCUUUGCUUAUCGGGGCUUUGGUUGCAGGAGUGGACAAAGGAUCUCGGGCAAAUAUUUGGAAGCACACUGUUGUUGAUGUGAUGGAGAAAACCAUGUUUCUGCUCAAUCAUAUUGUAGAUGGAUCUCUAGAUGAGGGAGUAGCUUACGGGAGUUACACAGCCAAGUCAGUAACCCAGUAUGUUUUCCUGGCCCAGCGCCACUUUGGUAUUAACAACUUGGAGAACAACUGGCUCAAAAUGCACUUUUGGUUUUACUAUGCCACCCUAUUACCAGGCUUUCAGAGGACUGUGGGCGUAGCGGAUUCUAAUUACAACUGGUUUUAUGGUCCUGAGAGCCAACUGGUUUUCUUGGACAAGUUUAUAAUGAAGAAUGGAGCUGGCAACUGGCUGGCACAGCAGAUUAGAAAACACAGACCCAAGGAUGGGCCAAUGGUGCCAUCCACUGCACAGAGGUGGAGCACAUUACAUACUGAAUUUAUAUGGUAUGCUGCUGAAAUCACUCCUCAGCCUCCUCCUGACUAUGGUACUGCUAAAAUGCAUGUGUUUCCUAACUGGGGAGUCGUUACUUACGGGGCUGGAUUGCCAAACAGUCAGACAAACACCUUUGUGUCCUUUAAGUCUGGAAAACUCGGUGGACGUGCUGUCUAUGAUAUCGUUCACUUUCAACCCUAUACCUGGAUUGACGGGUGGAGAAGUUUCAAUCCAGGACAUGAACAUCCUGAUCAGAACUCGUUCACUUUUGCUCCCAAUGGACAGGUGUUUGUAUCUGAGGCUCUUUAUGGACCUAAACUGAGCCACCUAAACAAUGUCUUGGUCUUUGCUCCAUCUCCUACAAGCCAGUGCAACCAGCCUUGGGAAGGACAACUUGGUGAAUGUGCCCAGUGGCUGAAGUGGAUUGGUGAUGAGGUUGGAGACUCAACUGGAGAAAUUAUAACAGCCUCUCAGGCUGGAGACAUGAUGUUUGUGAGUGGUGAGGCGGUAUCUGCUUACACGUCAGCAAUGAAACUGAAAAGCGUGUAUCGUGUUUUGCUGCUCCUAAAUUCUCAGACACUGUUAGUAGUAGACCAUAUUGAGAAGGAGGAAGACUCUCCUGUUAAUUCUGUCAGUGCCUUUUUUCAUAAUCUUGACAUUGAUUUUAAGUACAUACCCUAUAAGUUUAAGAACAAGUACAGUGGAGCUAUGAUGGAUGUGUGGGAUGCCCACUACAAGAUGUUUUGGUUUGAUCAUCGUGGGAGUAGCCCUGUUGCUAGGAUACAGGAGGCUGAACAAGCAGCUGAAUUCAAAAAGCGAUGGACUCAGUUUGUAAAUGUUACCUUUCCAAUGAAAAAUACACUUACAAGGAUUGUUUACCUUUUCUAUGGCCCAUAUGUCAAUGUUUCUGACUGUAGACUCAUAGAUAAUUCAAAAUCUGGAUUUCAGAUUUCACUCAGUGUCAACCACACCGAAAAUACCAUCUCUGUUGUGACCGAGUAUCAGAAUUUAAAGGCAAGGUUCGAUUACUUGGGAUUUGGUGGUUUUGCCAAAGUAAUCCAUGAAAAUAAAGUGACCAAGUUUGGUCUUGGUACUGAAUCUGUGAAAAAAGAGAUAAAAAAUAAUAGAGUGGUUUUCCCAUUUGGAUUCAAAGUGAACAUAAUCGCAGGGUUAAUUUUGGGUGUCAGUUUGGUCAUACUGGCUUUUCAGUGGCGGUUUUACAUAUCCUUUGGUAAAAUGUUGCGCUGGAUUCUGAUACUGGUUGUCACACUGUGGCUUAUUGAAUUGGUGGAUGUGUGGAGCAUGUGUACUCAGCCCAUCUGUGCAAAAUGGAGCAGUGACAUGACAAGGCUAGAACAUGAUAAAGGCAAUAAAGCCAAACAAUUAGAAGGAAACCCCAUUGUUUUGCCAGAUGUUAUCAUUACUUCACUUCCCACUUCUGGUGCAGAAAUUUUAAAACAGCUGUUUUUCAACACCAGUGACUUUUUAUACAUCAGAAUACCUACACCCUAUCUUGAAAUUCCCGAGACUGAAUUUGAAAUUGAUUCCUUUGUAGAUCCAUGUGAAUGGAAGGCUUCUGAUGUUCAGAAUGGUAAUUUUCGUCUUAUCCAAGGGUGGCUGCAGUCUCUAGUUCGAGAUACAAAGUUGCAUUUACAAAACAUUCAUUUAUAUGAAGCUAGCAGAAGUAAAGUUGCCCAGCAUUCUGCAUUAAGCAAGGACAAAAAGAAAAGAUCCAGAAAGAGAGAAUCCCUGUCAGAGCAAAAAAGCAGGGCAAGAGGGAGUCAAGAAAAAGAUGCUGAAUAUAUCAGGGAACUGAGAAGACAUCUCAUCUAUUACCCUAAUGCACGGCCUGUGCUUAGUUUAAGCAGUGGGAGCUGGACAUUAAAGCUUCCCUUCUUUCAGGAAAUCCUAGGACCAUCGAUGAAAGCUUUAUAUGUAGUGAGGGACCCACGGGCAUGGGUCUAUUCGAUGUUAUACAAAAAUAAGCCAAGCCUUUACUCCUUGAAAAAUGUUCCACAACACUUGGCUGCAAUAUUUAAAGGGGAGAAUGGUAAAGAAAAAUGUAGUUUAAAUGAAGGCUAUGCCUCCGAAUAUGAAUCACUGAGAAAAGAAUUUUCAAAUUCUAAGUCAAAUCCUAUUUCUAUGUUGUCCUAUUUAUGGCUAGCAAACACAGCAGCAGCAAUGAGAAUAAAUGGGGACUUGCUCCCAACAAAUUAUCAGCUGGUCAAGUUUGAAGAUAUUGUGAACUUUCCUCAGAAGACGGCUGAAACAAUUUUUGCCUUUCUUGGUAUUCCUCUUCCUCCUGCUAGCUUAAACCAAAUAUUAUUUGCCACCUCCACCAGUCUUUUCUAUCUUCCUUAUGAAGGGGAAAUUUCACCAAGUAGCAUUCAUGCCUGGAAAAAAAACAUGCCCCAUGAAGAGAUUAGACAAAUUGAGGACAUCUGUUAUUCACUGAUGGACCACUUAGGAUACCCAAAGUUUAUAGAAUGAAUGCUGCCGGUCAGCAGAAAUUUGCACUAAUGAUCUCUGACUCCCAAUUUGUGGAUAAAUACUAUAGAAGUUUGUUUAUUCUUGUAAAAUGUGUACAGUCUGCUACUUUCAGAGAGAUUAUUUUAAGAAAAAAGUAAACUUUUUUUCACUGUUCUUGAAACUGGAGGAUUUUUUGUUUGUUUUGUUUUGAUUUGUUUUUCUUUAAAAAGAAAUUGUAACUACUUUUGAUUUAUUUUAUUUUAAAAAGAAAUUGUAACUACUUUUGCUGCCUUUCAAAAAAGCUGUGUGAACCUUUGCAGAACUACCAUCUGGGACCUCUAUAGCUCAGGGGAUUAGUAAAAGAACAGAGAGCUUUUCACCUCCAACUCACCAGUCUGAUUCCAGCCCAAGUGGUUAGUUCCUGAAAGUACUUAUCAUUUGAUGAUUGUAUGAUGGCUUAUAUGAAAUUAUGCUUGUUAAACUGGUCCUGUUCCCAGUGGUGAUAAUUGACCCCCUUAGAUGGGUUUACUGAUGCAUUCUGUCUGUGUCUCACUCGUCAUUAUAGUGAUGCAAAAUAAACAUAAGCUAAGAUUUAGGGUUGUUCAGCAUCCCUUCAGCAGGAGGAAACAACAUUUGAGUAAAUCUAGUUCCUUAUUUACAGUCUGAGCAGAGAGACCUGAGACUGACAUUGAUGUGGAUAUGAAAUCUUAUUGUAGGAUAUGAUUCCUUCAUCUAGACGUGGUACUUAAACUGGCUUUGAAGUAGGAAAAGAAAUGGGACAAAAUCAAAGAAACUAGCAAGAUUCCCCAAAUGAGCAGUUAAAUUUGGAGAAGAUUUUGUGUAAUUUUGGCCUGCCUCGACAUAACCUAAUCUUGAAGGUUAUUAACAUAUUGGCUUCUUGCACUGCUUUAUCCUGUAUCUCUUGUCUGAGAGAUACUGCACAGAUUUUCUCUUUUUGAGUGAGACUCUUCCAUCCUUCUUUGUUGUAACACAUUUCUCUGGUGAUUCUUGUGCAUAAUUUCUCUGGGACCAGUGCAAAUAUUUGAUGUCAUUGGCCAUGGUUUAUUGCUGAUGUCUGCAUAAAGUGGCUGGCUGAGAUUUAGAAGACCUCAGAUAAACCUCUAGGUCUGUGUUGCUGAGGGAUGUUUUCCUUGUCUAUAUAAUUAAUUUCUGAAGGAUAGCCAUUGCUAAUCUCAUGUCUUUCAGCAAGGGGAGAGAUCUGAAAAUCACCUGUCCCUCAGCCACCUCACAUUUGAGUGAUGUUUCCCUACAGUAAACUAUUUCCAAAGUUGUCUGAUUUUUAUAAUGAUUGGUGUUUCUUUAACAUGAUGCUGUACUGUGAUUUUGGUUUGGAAACAGAUAGGCCUGAUAGGAUAGAUGUGUAUUUGUCACAGUUUAUUUUCUUCUUGAGUCACACUCUUUGUUUCGCAUGCCCCUUAAAAAAAAAAUUCCCAUUUCCCAAUUUAAAUUGCUCAGCAUUCCCUGGAAAUGCAUGCAUAUUGUAAAUUCUGCAGAUGUGUAAAUCAUAUCACAAAGACAUCUAUUUCCUUUACCACCUGUUUUUCAUUACAAAUGGAAUUGUCUUGAAAUAUGCUUCGGUUUGUGAGAGCUAGAAUCAGAGCUUGGGCUUAUUAUAUUCAAACAUGUGUGUAAGUACUAUUUAUUUGGGUGGUAAACAUUAGGCAAUGUCAAAAGUGCAGUGAGUUUCUUUGCACAGAUUACAGGUACCCUUGCUGAUUUUUAAUGUAUAGAAGUUCUUGCCUUUUCUUCUAAUCUUAGUAUUAUGUCCCUGUCUUACUCCACUAUUUUGUCCCUCCCAUACAUAUAUUUCAUAUCCUUUGGAGCACAUUGGGACAUUUCAUCAUGACCUAGAUAAAAAUACCUCUUUCUCAGGCAGUCAUUAAUAUGCCAAAAGAAGCCUCUAAUAUGAUAAAACUAUGGAUAAUUUGUCGUCUCACACUAAUUUACCUGUCCUUUACUAGGGAUAGUUGUAUUUUCCCCUUCAAACCUAUGUUUUACUCUUGGCUAGGUGGAAUGCCAUGUUAAAAGAAAUAUUAAACAAGAUCUCAUUAAAAAAAUUAAAAUAUCCAUAUAAUAAUUAUAUCCAUAUAAUAAAAUAUCCCAUUAAAAUAUCUCAUAAAAAUUAAAAUAUCAAUAUACAUUGAUAUUUUAGUGAAACUUUGGUUUCCAAGUAUCAUUCUCUCAAACUGACUUCUCUCUGAGAAGUCAUACAUUUUUGAUUGUAUGUUAAAAAAAAAAGUACUGAUGUCUGUACAGUUUGUACUUGACAGAAUAAAUUUCAGCAUUCACCUUCUAUUUCCAUGAUUUACACUCUAGAACCAGAACAAAUAAAAAGGUUUUGUUCUCUCAGAUGUUUUAGGGCAACUGAAGGUAAGAUUUUGUGGGUAUACAGAGUUAUUCUCUUGUCACCAGAACCCAGAGGAAGAAUGGUCACUACAUAGACACGGACAGUAACCUCCCCUUUCUCAAUACAGUAAUGUUUAAGACUGUCAUGUAAACUUUGAGAAUUGUUCGACCUUUUUGAAAAGCAUGCCUGUUUAGGUAAAUUGUAUUGAAAAGUGUUCUGCUUAUGAAAACUAGUCUCAGUACUUUAUCUUAACUUUGCUUCCUUUUUCUCCUUCUAUUAAAUGUUGAUGCUUAUUUGUAGUAUAUUGUGGUUUGAAUUGUCCAAUUAUGACACAGCUAAGAUUUUUAUGUAUUUUUUUAAAAAGGCAGGCUUUAUUUAAAUGCUUAUCUCUGAAUCAUAUUUGGAAGCAUAAGAAAAAAAACCCAAGGAAAACAUGUCAGUUAUUUACUUACUUUGUUACUAAGUGACAUUGGCCCUGGAGAGAUGCACAUUGGUCUUGGCAUUCAGAGUUCUAUCAAAUAGCUUAAAUCUAUAGCCCCUAAGCAUAUCUAAAUGCCUUUCUUGUUCCCGGUAGGCUUUUUCCAAGAGCAACAUCUGUGUAGAUGAGCCUCGGUAUCAUGGUCAGAUUCAUUCUUUUCACCCUCUUAACACAUGGUAGCCAUACAGUCCUCAUCAGAUUUAUGUUUGAACAGUUAAUUUGCCAGAUCUGGAGUUUAAUUUCUAUACAAGAUCCUCUAUUAUGUAAAAUAUAUAUCACAACUCAUUUGACAGUGUAAUACCAUUCUGAUAGUGUUAAAAUGCAAUUUAAACAAAAAUUUCCAGUUUUAUAAAAUUUUUGUUAACUGAUUUGUAAAGCUGCAGUCAUGGGUCAGAAUUUUUUUUGAUUUGUUUCACUUGCUGUUGAAAAAAUGAUAUGACUCCUAGUAAACUUCUGUCCAUCCUGCAGUCAAUUAUUUUCAUUAUUAGAGACAUUAUUUAUUUGAUGAACAUAAACAUACAUUAUCUGGAAUAUAAUACUGCAUUUCCUGAAAACAUUUGAAGUGUACAGUUCAAGAUGAAGGAUGAAAACAUGUGAUAUCAAUAUUUCUGUAAGUUAAAAAAGUUACCCCUUUUGCAAGUGGCCCAUAUUCUGGGUUCUGUAUAUUGUAAUAUUUUGUAAUUAGAAACUGUGAUACUUCUUUAGGUGACUUAGUAAUUUAUCAAAAUUAUUUCCUUAUUUACACAAAUUUUCAAGAGGAUAGGUACUGGAUCUUAACAGUUCAGUGGUCAGAGUGAUCAGAGCAGUAUAAGCUGUCAUUCCUUUCUCUAGACUCCCCUUUAGCUUUGGUUUAGACUGAAACCUUUGUUUAAAUCACAUAAUGGAUGGGCUGUCUUCCAAAUGAAGAGUCUGUCUGGAGACACAGUCUCAAACUCCAUAUUUACAUAUUGUGAAAUAUUAUUGAUUCUGAGUUAUGAGUCAAAACUAAAUUGAGAACUGCUCAGAUUUGGAACGUAAGUGGAAUGCUACCAUGCUGACUUCAAUUAAUGUUGUGCUAUCGAUUUCAAUAGGAACAAAAUACUAUCAUCUACUAUUAUCAAACUGUUAUCAUCUAGUUGGCUUGAAUAUUUCAAAACAGAAGAAAUUAAAGGAAGUAAAUACCACAAAUGAUCGUGAAAUAUUAUUGUUCUUGUUAUGUGAUGACAAAAGGAAGUGUAUUUUAAUAAUGUAAACAAAUAAAAUUGUUCUGGAACUCUAACCAAAACUACCUGUAGGCUGUCUGAUAAAUUUAUAAGCUCACUGAAGGAGGUGUAGAAACCAAGAGAUAUUCAAAAUAAUCUACAAAGUACAAUUUUCAAAUGUCAGGACUUUGAUUUUCUUCAGUGAGGAGAAAUUUGCUGAUAUGUGAUCAACACUGUUCUCAUAAAAGAUGUGGAUGGGUAAUCUUGUGCUGUCUCAGAACAUACUUAAUAAUGGGAAAGUGCUAUUUCAUGUUGCCGAAAUGAUACUGUUUUAAAUUAAACUAUACAUCUUUUGAGCUGACAAUAUGCUGAGAGUUACGUGUGAUGGAGGAAAACAAGGACAGUCUCAUUUCAUUCACAGUUGUCUAUAAGAGAAUAAUUUCUGAAAGGCUCUUAAUUUAUGAUGGUAUAAAUUCAGUACUUUGUUUACUGCCUUUACUGAGAAAGUGUGGAGUUUAUGUGGAGUUUAUUGUGGAGUUUAUGAACAUGACCUGAAAUAAUCUAUUUCACAUUAGGUAAUUUAACUUUCUUACCUAAAUAAGGAGCUUUGUCACCCUAGAAUCAGUGGAAAGUGAAUACUGCCUUCCAAGGUAAAUCAGAUACUGCUUCCAUCUUUUUAAAUACUCAACAGCCAAGAAUGAUGAAACUCUUGGUUUAGAUGCCCACUGACAGACUUCAAAUGAGGUAGGAUGAAUUUAGAUUUAUAUGUGUACGGUCUUACAUGUAAGUAGAUUUCUGUGUCUGAGCAGUUCUAGUGCAUACACUGUCCAAACAAAAUUUUGUGAAACAUCCUGCAUAAAAUAAAGCUAUUGUUAGUAAAAGAA
Messenger RNA from Myiozetetes cayanensis, 9586 nucleotides. It is a transcript of the gene DSEL, whose product is annotated as dermatan sulfate epimerase like. Gene Ontology annotation, molecular function: chondroitin-glucuronate 5-epimerase activity; sulfotransferase activity. Lineage: Eukaryota; Metazoa; Chordata; Aves; Passeriformes; Tyrannidae. The record is from RefSeq and is a predicted model, not a curated record.